This is a messenger RNA of Hypoxylon fragiforme, 1371 nucleotides long. RefSeq lists its product as uncharacterized. The transcript has 2 exons. NCBI's taxonomy places the organism in Eukaryota, Fungi, Ascomycota, Sordariomycetes, Xylariales, Hypoxylaceae. The record is from RefSeq and is a predicted model, not a curated record. The coding region runs from base 1 to 1371 and encodes 456 amino acids.
AUGGAAUCCCAAACUACGCAAAGGGAAAUCACCCUUAACUCACCUCCUUCCCUACGCCCAAAAUAUACCCAGUCAUCUCAACUCAGUGUCGGCCCACUUUCAGACAUUCUUUCUCAUAAGAGAAUAGACGGCUCGGCUCUUGGCAUAUUCAGCUUUGAGCCAUCUUACUCCUCCAUCAGCUCCAGAUGCGGCUCUUCGUUCUCAUCAGAGUCCUCCACAGAAUCCUGGGGACUGAUUUCAUCCCAUCCGUCCCCUGAAACGCCGAGGUCGAAGCACGAACUGGAGGAUGACAUUCCUCAACUGGACUUGGUGCCUCGUCAUGGAGAUGUUCUCAAGCGUAAAUGUGAUAGCCCGGAGGGAGGUGGCAAGAAAAUGAGACUUUCAACGGUACAACUGCCUAGUUUUCACGACCUGCUUUCGCAUAGCGGGAACAAGGACCACCACGAGAAGGUGUCCCGCACGCCUAUCCCCAGUCCGGAGCUAAGCAGCAGCGAAUACAAGCUUGCUGGCAAAGCCAAUGUUCAGUCAUCAGAAGACCCCAUUAUCCAAUGGCUCAACCUCCGGAGAAUGGAGUCCAAGAGCGCGAAGCCUCUGCUCUCUCAGCCACGAGAACUAGGGAAUUCUUCUGUGAACGUUCACUUAGAUAUAGGCAGCCCACCAGUGUUUUACCGCGAGAAGCAACAACACCACACGCCUCAGCACCGGGGCCACUAUCACCGGCAGCUCUCACCGCCGAAGGACAUCGUCAAGCGUGUGCGCGCCAAGGGAGGGAAGCCGUUCCACAACAACAUCAAGUACACGAUCGAGGAGACGGACUACAUCCGCUUCAACAAGUACGAGAUGAAGCUGUCGUGGGAGGAGAACAAGAUCCUGUUCCGGCAGAAAUUCCCCAUGGCCGACCGGAAGCUCGACCGCGAGAAGCAGGGCAUCCAGGGCGUCCACUACCGCGACAACCUGCACGUCCCGCACCUCCAGGGCAAGGGCAGGCGGCUCGUGUUCCUCGACAACGGCCACAUCGAGGCAGUCACGGUCAAGGUCCGCCGCCAGCGCGAGAACAAGUCCUACUUCAGCCUCACCUACCUGUACCCCGAGCGCGCGCUGCUCUACGACUGGGUGCCGCCCAAGUUCAAGCAGAUCGCUGCCGAGCUCGUCAAGGAACGCUACCCGCAAAUACAGCAGAAGCGGCGCGAGGCCAUCGCCCAGAACUUAUGGGUCGAGACCCUGACGACGGGCGAGUGCUCUUGCUGCCCCAAGCCCGACCGGGAGCGCGACAACCACAAGCGCUCUGUCGGCGAGUCCCUUAUCAUGGAGGCUCCCAGCUACGAUUCGCUUGUCAAGAGCGAAUACUCGCAGUUUAGAUCUCUGCUGUGA